This is a messenger RNA of Salvelinus sp. IW2-2015, 5645 nucleotides long. Lineage: Eukaryota; Metazoa; Chordata; Actinopteri; Salmoniformes; Salmonidae. The record is from RefSeq and is a predicted model, not a curated record.
ACAGGGGGACCCCCGGGGCAGGACCCAUGAGGAGUCAUAGAAGAUGCUCGCAGCCUGGGCACCUCUGCUCCUCUUAGCCAUGUGGGUGAGAUGUACCUCCGCUGGGCCGCUCUCCUUCAGAAUAGCCGCCAUACUUGACGACCCAAUGGAGUGCAGCCGGGGAGAGAGAUUGGCCAUCACUCUGGCGAAGGACAGCAUCAACCGGUCCAGUAACCGUUCCACAACAGGCAAGCUGGAGGUGGACAUCUUUGAGCUGCUGAGAGACAGUGAAUAUGAGAUGGGAGAGACCAUGUGCCAGAUCCUGUCCAAAGGAGUGGUGGGAGUCCUGGGUCCCUCCGCCAGCCCUGCUUCCAAUUCCAUCAUCAGCAAUAUCUGUGGAGAGAAAGAGGUCCCUAUGUGAAAGUCCCCCUGAGACAUUCUGAAGGUUCAGUUCCCCCGCUUCACCACCCUGGACCUGCGCCCCACCAACACAGACAUCAGCCUGGCCGUGGCUGGCCUGCUCACCUUUUUCAACAGCACCACAGCCUGCCUCAUCUGUGCACAGGCCGACUGCUUAUUAAAUCUGGAGAGACUGCUACGCCAGUUCCUCAUCUCCAAGGAGACACUAUCGGUUCGCAUGCUGGAUGACAGCCAGGAUCCCACACCCCUUCUCAAGGAGAUCCGCGAUGAUAAGACUGCCACAAUCAUUGUGGAUGCUAACGCAACAAUGUCCCACAUAAUUUUGGAAAGGGCAUCGGAGCUGGGCAUGCUGUCCGUCUACUACACCUACAUCUUCACCUCGCUGGAAUUCUCUCUGCUGCGAUUGGACGACGUGCCCAGUGAGCGGGUGAACAUUCUGGGCUUUUCCGUCUUCAACCGAACACAUCCAUUUUUCCAGGAUUUCCUCCUCAGCCUCAACCGUUCCUGGCAGGAAAACUGUGACCACGCCCCCUUCGCCGGCACACCGCUCUCGUCGGCGCUGCUGUUUGACGCAGUGCACGCGGUGGUGGCGGCGGUCCAGGAGCUCAACCGUAGCCAGAACGUGGGCGCCACGCAGCUCUCCUGCAAGUCCUCCAAGAUCUGGGAGCAUGGCACCAGCCUCAUGAACUACCUGAGGAUGGUAGAAUUGGAAGGACUAACGGGCCACAUUGAAUUCAACAGCAAAGGCCAGCGGUCCAACUACGCCCUACGGAUCAUGCAGAACAGUAGAGACGGCCUAAGGCAGAUUGGCCAGUGGCACUCAGAGCAGGGCCUGUCCAUGGAGAGGAAGCUUCCAUCAAUCAACGUGACCGACACUCUCUUCAACACCACCCUCACUAUCACCACUAUUCUGGAGAACCCUUACGUGAUGCUGCGACCGAACCACCAGGAGAUGGAAGGGAACGAGCGCUAUGAGGGCUUCUGUGUGGACAUGCUGAAGGAGCUGGCGGACAUCUUGAAGUUCAAGUACUGUAUCAAUCUGGUGGGGGACGGGGUGUACGGGGUAUCGGGGACCAACGGUACCUGGACGGGCAUGGUGGGAGAGCUCAUCUCAAGGAAAGCGGACCUUGCCGUAGCGGGGCUCACCAUCACCGCAGAGAGGGAGAAGGUUAUCGAUUUCUCCAAGCCUUUUAUGACUCUGGGAAUCAGCAUCAUGUACCGUGUGCACUUGGGGCGCAGACCUGGCUACUUCUCCUUCCUAGACCCUUUCUCUCCCGGGGUGUGGCUCUUCAUGCUGCUAGCCUACCUGGCAGUCAGCUGUGUGCUCUUUCUGGUCGCCAGACUCACCCCCUACGAGUGGUACAAUCCCCACCCCUGCCUGAAGGGGCGCUGUAACCUCCUCAUCAACCAAUACUCGCUGGGCAACAGUUUCUGGUUCCCCGUGGGGGGGUUCAUGCAGCAGGGGUCCACCAUCGCCCCCCGCGCMCUCUCCACGCGCUGCGUCAGUGGAGUAUGGUGGGGCGUCACCCUGAACAUUCGUUUUCCCCCUAUCCACGGCCAACUGGCGCUUCUCCUGUCCAGAGGAAUGGAGGUGCCCAUUGUAGUAGUGACCGACCUGGCUGACCAGACGGCCAUCGAGUACGGCACCAUGCACGGGGGCUCCACCAUGACCUUCUUCCAGAACUCGCGCUACCAGACGUACCAGCGCAUGUGGAACUUCAUGCACUCCAAGCAGCCCAGUGUGUUUGUGAAGAGCACGGAGGAGGGCAUCGCCCGCGUGGUCAACUCCAACUACGCCUACCUGCUGGAGAGCACCAUGAACGAGUACUACCGGCAGCGCAACUGUAACCUCACCCAGAUAGGAGGUCUGCUGGACACCAAGGGCUACGGCAUCGGCAUGCCAGUGGGGUCAGUGUACCGGGAUGAGUUUGACCUUGCCAUCCUCAAGCUGCAAGAAGACAACCGUCUAGAGAUCUUGAAGAGGAAAUGGUGGGAUGGUGGCAAGUGUCCAAAGGAGGAGGAUCACCGUGCCAAAGGACUAGGCAUGGAAAACAUAGGCGGUAUCUUCGUGGUGCUGGUGUGCGGUCUCCUGGUGGCUAUCUUUAUGGCGGUGCUGGAGUUUAUGUGGUUUCUGCGGCAGACGCCCGGAACAGAGCUGUCGGUGUGUGAGGAGAUGCUACGGGAGCUCCAGGGGAUCGUCCUGUGCCGGGACAGCCUACAGCUGAGGCGUCGGCGGGGGACGACCAUGCUCCGUCCUCGCCCCCUACCCCUGGAGGAGCGCCGAGCGCGGGCUGCUGCUGUCAGCCUGAGCAAUGGCAAACUGUGUGGCGCUGCCGCCGGCCUGCCCCUCUCUGAGCCCUUCUCCCACAGACUGGCGCAGGAGGCAGCUCUGGUGGCUCGGGGCUGCAGCCACAUCCGCAUCUGCCCCGAGUGCCGGCGCUUCCAGGGGCUGCGUGGCGUGCGUCCCGGGGGCGGCCCCAGCCACGGAGCCUCGCCCACCCACAGCGAGGAGAGCAUAGAGUGGGAGAAAACGACCAACAGUAGCGAACCCGAAUAACAAGGAAGCACCCCCUUGACCUAGACAACCCCUUUACCUACCUAGACCACCACACACCCACUGUACUACUGUAGCCAGUAGGCACCCCUCCACAGGGGCAACAGGGAGCAUCAUGGGAAGGUCAUGUGGUACUGUGACAGGAGCUGCUUUGGUCCUGGUGCGUUUGAUUUUGGAGGACAGCGGCUGGGGCUUUGGAUAUGGAUGUGGAGCACGUCCCCCAUGGAAGGGAUCUUUGAGCUCUGGAAUGAUGCUCUGGGCUUAGAGAUGGAACUGCCGAUGGACAUGUCCAUAGAGACUACCAGAGGAAGUCCGUGAGAGGGGACACGAACUCUCUGUAUGGGCUGUCUGUCUCGAAGGCCCUAUGCCCUGUCUAGGAUGUGAAGGACACAGGUUAUGGGGCAUUUGUACUAUGCAGUAUUUUCUGUCACUCAUUGUGCUAAUUGUUGAUCUGUUUUUAAAUUAUUUCUCCUUUUGCUGUGUUCUUGAUAUUGAUCAUAUUGUUACCAUUCUAUUGUUCUCUGAGACGAUUCGAUGUUUUCUUUUCCCGAGUGUGUACAUUAUUGCCUUUUCAGAGCUACAAACAGAGAACACAUAGAAAAAGACUUCCAAUGCAGCAUCAUUCUUUGAAUACAUUUUUUUUGUGUGAAAGUGCCAAAAAAAAAGCUGAUCUUGAACGACGGGCAUCGCGGCCUUGAGACAACGACGACAAAGAGAACCGAAGACAAAAACAAACACAAUGACUUGUUUUAUAAUAGUGACUAUAUUCUAUACAAAAAUAUGUUUGAGAUGUAUUUCUGAAAGACAGCAACGCAUGUCCGCAGGUGUGAUGCUGAUGAUUGGAGGGGAGAAUGAGUUUCCCGUUCAAACAAUUUACCCAGAGACACAAAGAACCCCAAUGUAAUCAGAAAUAGUCAUCAUUCAUUCCCUUUGCUCAUGUGUGGGACCUGUCUCUUGAUAUUGCCCCCAGAUCCCGGGUCAUAAACAACACUAGAUACCACAACAUAUCACCAUUUUGAGUUUCUUCCCAUUGCCCACUGUGGUAUACCGUCUCAUAUGAAUCCCAUAUACUGUAAGUGAUUGGUAUUGGUUCACUAUUCCCAAUUUGUGCUCUCUAUUCCAUCUGUUCCACACUCUCUCGUCUUCGUGCUGCACUAUUGCCUUGACAUGACCCAGACCCACUCUCUGCGGCGUGCACUAUACACUCAUGCACGCUCGCAGAUAUGCACACACUCACACAUGCAGGCACAAAGGCAUGCGCGCACACACACAGACAGUACAUACACAGUACACACAGGCAAUGCAGAUAGUCACACUGCAGAGGUAGUCAUACUCAGAUGGUGGCAUUGGGGAAGAAUUCAACACAUUCCAGAACAAAUUAAAACUGAACGCUCCCAGUAAAUGUUUUUACAGGAGUUUUACUAUGAUUUUUAAAGACUCCACCCAAAAUUAAACAUUGUCUUACGCUUUCAUAUGUAUGAGGGGUUUGAAGUCAUUUAUGUGACAUUUUUUCCUGGAUCACCAUCUGUUUUGUAAAUUCUGCAAUAUGCAUUUCAAAAAAUUAUAUGGAGCCAAUUAUUCCCAUUAAUUUAGGGUAGAGGCCUACAGAUUUCCCAUUGCUUACAAAAAUUCACUUUUUGGGUGAGCUGUCCCUCUAACCAUCAACAGAGACCCUCAGUGCAAGAUCUGGGUCGUAUUAAUUAGGCACCAAACUGAACAAAAAGGGGUGAAACGGGCAGGGCCUACUUGAACUUGUCCAAUAAGAAACUUAGCAAAAAUAAAAUGGAAGUGUUUUCCAUCACAUGCCCUAAUGAAUACAACCCUAGUAAUGAAAUCAAGGCCAGGUUUGAUUUGUGGAGCAAAGCUGUACUUUCUCCAUGUGUUCAUUCAAGUUGAUUUAUUCAAUGUACCAUAUCGCAAAUUCAUCGAUGUAGCAUAUAAUGUUACUCAUUUCCUGGAUGUUUUAUAAGUUGCUGGUGGUGUCCUUGAGAUUUGUUGUUUUGACUGUGCUUUUCUACUAAACUGACUAAAAUGAGAGGGACGACAGUGAACAACUGUGGCCUGUCUGUCWACAUUAGGCUUUGAUGGAUCCGUCUCCUUGACAAUGCCCAAGGGGUGUGCCACUCGUAUAUCAAGAGUGCCUGAAACCAGGCCAUCUUGACAAAGUAUUCAAUUGGAGGCAUCCAGGUAUGUCAGGUUCAUUUGUAUUUGUCACAUCCAAUCUAAAAAUCUGGAUGGACUCUUUCAGCAUUUGAAUUCAAUCCACUAUUUAGUUGAUUUCAUUCAUCUCUAAAAUUGCUUUUCAAGGCAUCUAUACAACGCGCCAGUCAAACAUUCCCAUUCCCCAUAGUAUAUGCGUUCUCCUGCCUUAGUGUAGGCGGCUGAAAGACCUAGGUCAUACAUUUUUACAAUGAUGAUAAUGAAACGGCUAAGCAGAUCGCUUAGGUUGGGUCAAUGAGGGUCUGAGACUGGAGAAAGAACUGUUGUCUAUUUUCAUGCCUUCAUCUAUAUCCCUUGAGCCAGCAGGCCACAAAUGCAAAAGAUCUCUUUAGAACAGUGGUAUUCAAACUUUUUCAGCGGGGAAUCAAUUUUUUUCCGCCAGAAUGUCUGGGGACCUCAUUUUUUCCCUCAAUAAUUUCUCGCGACCCAACCUCAAAUCUAAUGACACAACCUUAAAAUCUGUACAUUUAGA